This is a messenger RNA of Cucurbitaria berberidis CBS 394.84, 1693 nucleotides long. Its product is annotated as MFS multidrug transporter-like protein. The transcript is spliced from 4 exons. The coding region runs from base 1 to 1608 and encodes 535 amino acids. The record is from RefSeq and is a predicted model, not a curated record. Gene Ontology annotation, biological process: transmembrane transport. Lineage: Eukaryota; Fungi; Ascomycota; Dothideomycetes; Pleosporales; Cucurbitariaceae. Gene Ontology annotation, molecular function: transmembrane transporter activity.
AUGAAAAACAAGCUUCUUAAGAAACUGCCAUCUGACGGAGAAAGUGCACGCAACUCUUUAGCGCUACCGCGCUUCUCCUUCGAAAGCGACGACAGACCGCUCGUUAGCACUGAACGGCUCUUCCGGCAAUGGCAAGACGACAACAACAAUUGCGACCCGUUGAAUCUCGAGGAAGCUCUAGGACAGCAGCAACGUAUAAUCAUCACAUGGGACGGCCUACACGAUCCAAUGAACCCUCUCAAUUGGUCCCAGAAACGGAAAUGGGUUGUUACUAUACUAGUCUCGCUCUUUACUUUUAUAUCACCGUUCUCGUCGACGAUGGUCACACCCGCUCUGCCUGCGAUCUCAGUUGACUUCGAUAUCCCGGAAGGUUUUAUGCGCCAACUUGUUAUGACCAUAUUUCUACUCGGCUACGCUCAGGGACCAUUCGUGCUGGCGCCGCUAUCCGAAAUCUUUGGUCGAGUGACUGUACUACAAUACGCUAAUCUUAUUUAUCUACUCUUCAACACGCUUUGUGGAUUUGCACAGACGAAGCAGCAAAUGCUAGCCUUCCGGUUCCUCAGCGGUCUUGGUGGAGCAGCACCACAAGCACUUUGCAGUGGCGUCCUAGCUGACACAUGGCACAAAGAGGAACGCGGCAAAGGACAAGCAAUAUACGGUAUGCUGACCUGGAUCGCCCCUUGCGUAGCUCCUAUUUGCGGCGCCUAUAUCUCGACUGGCGCAAAUUGGCGCUGGAUAUUCUUCUCUACAUCCAUCUUUACCGUCUUUGUUCAGGUCACAGCGUUCUUCUUCCUCUCCGAAACAUUCGCGCCUGCCAUCCUCGCGAAAAAAGCGGACAUUGUCCGUAAAGCGAUGAAAGGCAUACGCCCGGAUAUUGUUAUUCGGACAGAGUAUGAUACAGGUGAUCGGUUGAGCAAGAUUCUGAGGAAGAGGUUGAUUUUGCCGUUCAUCAUGAUGUUUACGCAUCCCGCUACACAAGCUCCUUCGAUCUAUCGCGCCUAUUUGUACGGCGUUAUGUACCUCAUGCUGUCGACAUUUCCGCUUGUUUUCGAGGAGGUUUAUAAUAUGGAUACUGGCGUUGCAUCGCUCAAUUAUCUCUCGCUAUGUCUGGGAUUUAUGAUCGGAUUGCAAGUUUCGCAUCCGCUCAUGGACGGUCUCUACGCCCGUAUGAAAACCUACUACGAUCUCGAAGAAGGCCUGCCCGAGUUCCGCGUUCCACCUAUGCUCAUCGCCGGCAUCCUCUGUCCUAUUGGCCUCUUCAUCUAUGGUUGGACUGCGCACUAUGGCGUACACUGGAUCGCUCCAAACAUCGGCUGCGUCAUAGUUGCAAUCGGCCUCAUCAUUGCAUUUCAGUGCAGUCAAGCAUACACAACGGAUGCAUAUGAAGCGAGAUACGCUGCGUCUGCUGCAAGUGUGGGAGCAUUCAUGCGCACCAUGUGUGGAUUCAGCUUCCCACUUUUCGCGCCGCAGAUGUACAAGGUAAUGGGUUUGGGGUGGGGCAAUAGUUUAUUGGCUUUCUUGACGUUGUUCUUGGCCUUGGUGAGUCCUGUCUUGCUCUGGUUCUAUGGGGCGAAGUUAAGGGCGAUGAGUCGAAGGGGGUUGGAGUAGCCUUGUAGUUUUGCCCAGGUGUACCCCGGAUUUAGUGGCUACUGAGCAUUUUUGUAUAAAUUCAUCAUUCAAUAGCGAAGCAUGU